Molecule: messenger RNA, 1458 nt
Organism: Ostreococcus tauri
Lineage: Eukaryota; Viridiplantae; Chlorophyta; Mamiellophyceae; Mamiellales; Bathycoccaceae
Product: unnamed product
Exons: 1
Coding region: 1-1458 (485 amino acids)
Source: RefSeq, a predicted model, not a curated record
AUGACGCGAAUGACGACGCGCGCGCGCGCCGAGCCCGGGAAUGAGAUUCGCCGCGCCCCGGGCGCGCGACGCGGACCGCGACGGAAGAUCGCGCGCACGGUGAACGUGAAUGAACGCCCGUCGUUCGCGGGCGCGGACGCGGACGCGGACGAGGAUGGGUUGGAGUACGCGAGGGAGUUUCGUGAUGGGACGGGUGCCGUCGAUGGGGCGAUGGGGACCACGGACGCGCGCGCGCGUACGGGCGAUGGGACGAGCGCGACGGUGAGGGCGAGAGAUGAUUUUACGCACGUUGGGUUCGUGGCGCCGCGGGUGGUGAUCGGGUUGGCGAGCGAUGCGCUCGCGCGGGGGACGUCGACGGAUGGAUUCGGCGACGCGGUUGAUUUCGUGCGAGGUUUGGCGUCGUCGAACGACGUGUUCGGGGAUGUUUUGAGACGCACGGAGCGAGAGAUCGAUCGGUUGGAGGCGAUUGGGGUGCGAGCGACGACACCGGUGCGGGAUAUCGUGCGGGGGGUGAUGCCGGAGGAGGUGUACGAAAAGUAUCUCGCCCCGGCGGUGGCGUACGCCGAGGCGAGCGAGGACGAGCGCGGACGCGGUGACGACGGCGAAAGAGGUGCUUUCAAGGACGGUGAUUUCAACGACGACGCGGUGAACGAGGCGGCGGACGCGGUGGCGGCGGCGAUGGCGGGCAUGGAUUUCACCGUCGACGCGGACGCCGGGUCAAAGGACCGAGCGUCUUCGACGUCGACGUCCUCGACGUCCUCGACGUCCGCGACGUCCCCGACGUCCGCGACGUCGAUGGAAGACACCGUCGAAAACAUGGCUGCGGAAGCCAUCAUGUCGAGCAGUGCGGCUUCGGCGUCGUACGUGGCGCCGGAGGCGACGCCGUACGGCGCCGACGCCCCCGCGGUGCGCAAGAAUGGCGCCGCGACAAAGACGGUCGAGACGUCGUCGACGACGCCGACGACGCCGGAACCCGCGGCGGAGCACGCGCCCUCGAAGCCAUCGUCCACGAAAGCGUUCGACGCCACCGUGGGAUACUGGCGCAAGAUUAACGACAAGUGCCCCGACGAGGAGCCCCUCAUGGACAUUAUGGACAUGAACAUCGUCUUUCGCCAAGCCGCCGGGUUGCUCAACUACUUGCGCAUCUCUCGACCGACCGCGACGACGUGGUCCGUCGCCGCGAACGCCGGAAUCAUCCAAAUCGCCGAGGAGUACCCCAUCGACGGCGCGCGCGCGGUCACCCCUCGACGCGACUUGCGCUCGGGCGACCAAACCGGAAGCGUCUCCGCCGACGACGCCCGCGUCCGCCUCGAAACCUCCUGGCGCGACGACCUUCCCGGUUCGAUGACGGAAACCUUCUUCCUCGACCACGCAUCCCGCGAGCUCGUCCGCGAGGUCACCGUCCGCCUCGACACCGGCGACGCGUGGUCCGGGACCUACCGCUACCGUCCCGCCUAG